GAUGUUGAUAUUGAAAGGAAGAGGGUCUAUAAUGAUUCGUCACUAAAUAUCAUAAGUGGGAUCAGUAUGGCAGAUGAAGAGAUUAUUAAAAAUAUCAAGGAUAGGAUGACACCAUCAUGUUCAGAU
Messenger RNA from Acaulospora colombiana, 126 nucleotides. NCBI's taxonomy places the organism in Eukaryota, Fungi, Glomeromycota, Glomeromycetes, Diversisporales, Acaulosporaceae. The record is from the annotation of a GenBank genome assembly.